Messenger RNA from Procambarus clarkii (red swamp crayfish), 2862 nucleotides. The record is from RefSeq and is a predicted model, not a curated record. Lineage: Eukaryota; Metazoa; Arthropoda; Malacostraca; Decapoda; Cambaridae.
AUGUUCGCGACAUUCCUAAUACCAUCAAAUGUUCAAAUUGGUCAUAGUUCAGAUGAGUACCGCCAGGCGGCGUGUCAUAGCGGCCCCGGAUUAGCGAUCAGAGUUGAACAGGUCAGUGCCACGGAGUUAAAACCAGGUCAGUGCCGCACAGAGCCAAGGUCAGGUCAGUGCCACACAGAGCCAAGGUCAGGUCAGAGCCACACAGUGCCAAGGUCAGGUCAGAGCCACACAGAGCCAAGGUCAGGUCAGAGCCACACAGAGCCAAGGUCAGGUCAGUGCCACACAGAGCCAAGGUCAGGUCAGAGCCACACAGAGCCAAGGUCAGGUCAGUGCCACACAGAGCCAAGGUCAGGUCAGAGCCACACAGAGCCAAGGUCAGGUCAGUGCCACACAGAGCCAAGGUCAGGUCAGUGCAACACAGAGCCAAGGUCAGGUCAGAGCCACACAGAGCCAAGGUCAGGUCAGUGCCACACAGAGCCAAGGUCAGGUCAGUGCCACACAGUGCCAAGGUCAGGUCAGAGCCGCACAGAGCCAAGGUCAGGUCAGUGCAACACAGAGCCAAGGUCAGGUCAGUGCCACACAGUGCCAAGGUCAGGUCAGUGCCACACAGAGCCAAGGUCAGGUCAGAGCCACACAGAGCCAAGGUCAGGUCAGUGCCACACAGAGCCAAGGUCAGGUGAGUGCCGCACAGAGCCAAGGUCAGGUCAGAGCCACACAGAGCCAAGGUCAGGUCAGUGCCACACAGUGCCAAGGUCAGGUCAGUGCCACACAGAGCCAAGGUCAGGUCGGUGCCACACAGAGCCAAGGUCAGGUCAGAGCCGCACAGAGCCAAGGUCAGGUCAGUGCCACACAGAGCCAAGGUCAGGUCAGUGCCACACAGAGCCAAGGUCAGGUCAGAGCCGCACAGAGCCAAGGUCAGGUCAGUGCCACACAGAGCCAAGGUCAGGUCAGAGCCACACAGAGCCAAGGUCAGGUCAGUGCCACACAGUGCCAAGGUCAGGUCAGUGCCACACAGAGCCAAACACCACUCUGCUAUCCUAUAUGCUACAUUACCUGAUUUAGUUCAUCUUUUUGUGUUUUUAAAUAUAUAUAUGUAAUUUGCUAGAAUAAACUGCUUAUGUAUGUAUAAUUUUAGCUAAUGGAAACAUUUUUCUCACUUGGCCAAAGAAACCCGGUGCCUAGUGUGUAAUUACAUCAACCUCCCCUCCCCCCUAAACCCCCGUCGGCAUCAAUUUCCCCUCAACUCCCCUCAUCAACCGUCUACACAUAUUUCUAUCUCAUCAAGUCAUCCACUGAUGGAUUGAAGGCACGAGAACAUUGCAUUCAGUUCAUAUUUAUUUUCUAUCGAUUGGUGCUCCCUGUUCUUCUGACCAAAUAAUGUUAUUUCGUUCUACUGAAUUCGGUUCAGCUUUUGUUAUCACCUUUUACGUCAGUUACGUCAGGUCAGUUGAGAUACCAGGUCAGAGGUCAGAGGUCAACUGGGGUCGUUGAAGGAUUGCAUUGUACCAAUGCACUUGUUAAUACUCUUAAGAAAUAAUAUGAAAUCUGUCUCUGUGAUAAAUAUAUAAUUAGUGUGACGGAUGAUCUACUAAUUAAUGAACCAUUUUCCUGCGCUUAUACAAUUACGUGUAAAUAAACCAUUGUAGUGAGUGAAUUACCCUUCCCUUUCCGUCAACUGUCUCCAUUGUUUUGUUCUAGUAAUUACGGUCAUAGAAUUAGAAUUUGUGGAUUGAACUGCUUUGAUAACAUUUUUGGUGAACAUGGUUUAUUUUUUUCUCUAAAGGGAGUUUCCUACAAAAAAUAAAAUGCUUUGUUGAAGAAGAAAUUUUUGAACUUUAUAUAUAAUUCAGGUGUCAGAUGGGUUUUAGUGCACGACUGUUCAAAGCGGUAUAGAUGUCGUAAGAGCGAGAGAAACAUGAGAAUCAAAAAAUCAAGAAACUGAAACAAAGAGAAUCCAAAUAUUGAACAGUAUUGUGUGCCCUGUCUCUUGAGAGGAAGAACCAAGAGUGUGUUAAUGUGUCUGAGGAGUUCUUCCUUGUGUGUGUUGUCUUGGAAGACUCGACAUUCCCCCAGGGUAAUGACUGUGUAUAUUGUGUCUAGUUGUAAUGUGUGUUCAGGGAGGUGUUGAGGUCCUCCAGGAGGUCCUUGCCCGCUCCAGGAGGUCCUUGCCCGCUCCAGGAGGUCCUUGCCCGCUCCAGGAGGUCCUUGCCCGCUCCAGGAGAUCCUUGCCCGCUCCAGGAGAUCCUUGCCCGCUCCAGGUAGCCCUAUAGGAGGAAACUUGUUCAGUUUACCUAGUCCUCCAGGUACUAUCCAGCCUAGUUCAUCCUUCUGGGCGUUAUUAUUUGGUUGAGGUAGUCAACUGCACUGUCGAGCCGGAGCAGUCCUCCAGAAGAUCAGUAUCCGAUCACUGUAAUCCGCCAAAUGGAUACUAUCCGGUCCAGCAAGUCGUACUUACAGAGACCAUUGCUUGGCUCAGGUAGUCCUUAAAGAUGCCACUGUGUAUCGGAUCAUUCCGCUCUAGGAAGGAUACUCAUCCUGUGGAAAUCUGUCCGGUCCAGGCAGUCCUGUAGGAUGGGGGGGUAUCUGAACUAAGUACUCCCCCGCGGAGGGCAGCUUCCCUCCGGACUCCUGCCGUCUAAGAUAGGGACAUUUCCAACCAGGAGGGCGUCCUGGUUCCUCUUGGAGGGCGUCCUGGUUCCUCUUGGAGGGCGUCCUGGUUCCUCUUGGAGGGCGUCCUGGUUCCUCUUGGAGGGCGUCUCCACCUCCACCCAAAACCUCUGGCGGGUCAUGUUAGCUUUUGUACAACUCUCGAUGUCAUCUGAUCGUUAUACACACAACAAAAUAAAACUUUGUAUAACCGAA